This is a messenger RNA of Biomphalaria glabrata, 2774 nucleotides long. RefSeq names its product solute carrier family 22 member 6-like. Bases 276 to 1940 code for a protein of 554 amino acids. Lineage: Eukaryota; Metazoa; Mollusca; Gastropoda; Planorbidae. The record is from RefSeq and is a predicted model, not a curated record. Gene Ontology annotation, biological process: transmembrane transport. The transcript is spliced from 14 exons. Gene Ontology annotation, molecular function: transmembrane transporter activity. Gene Ontology annotation, cellular component: membrane.
ACCAGUCUUGACAAACGUAACAGCUAUUUACAAUUAUACUACGUGACAGUAAUGUAGUGUGCUGUUCAUAAGGCUUGCUUUCACAGUUUCGUUUUUAGUUAUUUUAUUCUCAUGUGGACAAUCCAUUACACGCUUAUAUAACGAAAUGUAGAACUUUGCCUUUUUUUUUAAAUAUUUCAAUGCGCUAGGUUUUAAAAAAUUAAUAGGUAAACAACGGUAUUCUGCUAGGUCAAAAACCUAUCAUACAAAGGUUUCAGACACUUGGUGGGGUGACAAUGGACCAAGGGGCAAUCAUUGACAGAGUUUUUAUUGCUCUAAAAUGGAACGGUUUUUAUCAGACGUCAAGAACCGCCGUCUUGCUUUUAUCACUGGCAAACCUCGGUUUAACAGCUGUUUCAGUUGUCUUCAUCGGUAAAGCUGUUGAUCAUAAAUGUCGACAACUACAAAGUUUUAACAUAACAAUUCAAGACGUCAGUUAUGACAUCGCGUCAAACAGCAGUAGCCUCCCCUUCGAAAUCAGUUACACCCAAUGCAGCGUAGACGUCAGAAACGGAAGUGACCUCAUUUUCACUUCAAUCUGUAGAGACGGCUACGAGUAUAACGUGUCGAUGACGUCAUCGUUUGUUGCUGAGUGGGACUUAGUGUGUAAUGAAGAAUCAUUCUCGGACUUUUCCCAAACAGUCCUAGUUCUUGGCGAGAUGUUUGGCUCACUCUUUCUAACACGUUUCGCUGACAGGUAUGGUAGAAAGGUGUCUUUUAUCGCUACAAGCCUAGUGUUUCUUGCUGCCAACAUGACAUGUGCAGUCUCUCCAAAUUUUAUCUUUUACCUUGUAUUCAGAUUUAUCACUGGACUUUCCGUUGCAACUUGCUACCAACUGUCCUACAUACUGAUGAUUGAGAUGAUGCCAACUGCACAUCGAGCCCUUCCUGAGAAACUCUGUUCAUUUCUAUGGUCUAUAUCGCUCCUGUGUGUGUGUCUUGUGGCCUACCUGACAAAAGAGUUGAGUUGGCACUACACCCAGCUGUGCUUGUCCCUGUUCGCCAUCUAUGUGAUCUUCCUGUGGUGGAUUACAGACGAGUCUAUUCGAUGGCUUUGUGCAGUCAAACGAUAUAAAGAGGUAGAGGACCUAGUGAAGAAAAUUGCAAGAAUCAAUCAAGUGGAUCCACAGGAAGCGUUAGAUAUAUUAAAAACUAACCUGCUUUCGCCUAGUCAAAUUUAUAGCGUAGAAAGUGAUUAUAAAAAUCAAGACGUAUUAAUUAACCCGGCCAUGAAUGAUGCUCAUUCCAGCCAUCCAGAUAAAAAAUUGUCUGUAUUUAUUAAGAAUACCAACUUGUUGAAAUUAACAGUGUUUUCAAGUUAUACGUGGUUUGUGGACUCGCUGGUAUACGAUGGGCUGCUGUUGAUCUCUCCAAACCUGAACGACGAUUUCUACCUGGGAUUUUUGCUAGGAGUUGUCACUGAGUUACCAGCUACACUCUCCUUCUGUCUGUUGAUCAACAGGAUAGGAAGAAAGAAAUGCACUGUUCUGUUUCAUAUACUGGCUGGGAUCUUCAUCUUGGUCUCAACUCUGAUCCUAAACACUCCACUAUACGACAUGAUACCUGGACAGUACUGGAUUUGUCUUGUCUUGGCUCUACUUGGAAGAUUGAGUGUAACAGCUGGGUUCUCUACCACCCUGACCUAUGUGUCUGAGCUGUUCCCGACAUCUGUCAGAAACACUGGUAUGGGUUUUGCCUCAGUGGCGUUGUAUCUAGGCUCUACCAUAGCUCCUUAUUCACGAACAAUUACUAGACAUGUUCCAUGGGCACCUAAUGUUGUGUUUGGGAUCAUGUACCUAACUGUGACUCUGGCCAUCCUAUUUCUCCCCGAGACAUGCGGGCAUGAACUGGCCCAAACGGUGAAUGACAUGGACCAGGAGAUGCAGAAGAGGAACCAAUAAAUCUUCCAAUGAUUUGCAUGCUUGGAGUUUCUAUAAUGUGUUGGACAAAAUGUUACUCAGUGCAUUUUUUAGCGUCCCUCCAAAGGGAAAUAGCCGCUAUUUGUUUUGUGUAGUCUGUCUGUCUGUCCGUCCGUCCGUCUGCCUUUGCAACCUUGUUUAUCUUUUAUAUAUGUGAUUCAGUUUUCUUAACAUGUUUUGAAGUCCAAAUAAAACAUUUCACACAUAGAUCUGUUUUCCUACGAGCUGCUGGGCUUCAUUAAUUCGGUGCUUUGAGCAGAUGAUUUGAGGUUAAACCUGUAUUUUGUUUGUUAGAAUAACUGCAAAUUAUUGUGAUAUAUAAUAGUAGUUGAACGAAGAAUAGUGAAUACACACUUCAGAAAAUGCAUUUCUUUGAAGCUCCAGAUCCACUAAGAAAAGCCAACAUUUUUUCUAAUCAUAACAGCUCUCCACUAAAUACUCAGUCUGUCAAGAGAGGGAUAUCUAUUGUUAUUCUAUUAAUUCAGUAAAGAACCCUUUUUAAGGUACAGAAUAAUUUUCUCUAAAACUAAAAACUGAAAACUUUUUAAUGGACAUCCAUUCCCCAGCAAUUUCAAAGCAAGAUACAUUGUCUGCUUGGACCAUCCUUUAAAUUUUACAGGUAUUCGGGCUGCCUCUGCUGAGGUUUAUUCUGUAAUUUUAUUAUUGGUACACUGGACCGUUUAGACACCAUUUUCUGAACGUCAAUGCACCUCUGGAACGUACGUCCUCAUUAAAACAAAGGUCAAGUGCUUUGUAGAGACCGGUGGAAUCGCCAGGAGAGAGGCUGACUGUCAGGAUGGUUAAAAUUUUUGAUUG